AUUCGUCUCGCUGCAAUUGGAGUAUCGUACAUGUGACAAGACAGGCUCCGAAACACGCGUGCCGACUACCGAGACGCGUCAAGUGUAACCUUUUGUUCGGAGCACGCCGGUCGGCCGUAGAAACAAUGUCGUGGUUAUUCGGCUAUCGUAAUUCACAACCGCCGCAGGACUUCACGCAUUUCGUGCAGCCGCCACCACCGGCAGGCGACGGCGGAGGCGGCAGCGGUAGCGGCAGCGGCGGUGGCGGUGGCGGUUUGCCACCCAGGAUCGGCAGCAGUAUGGAAGCGUAUAGAUUUGACUCGAGCGCGUUGGAACGAGCCGCUGCGGCCGCCAAGGAACUCGAACGAUCCAAGCAUGCGAAAGAAGCUUUGGAUUUAUCCAAGAUGCAGGAAACCACGAAACAGGUGGAAUUUCAAACCGAAUUGAAGAAAUACGAAGCUAGCAUUGAACAACUUAAAACAGAACAAAAACGAGUGGAGGGUGACGAAAGAAGAAAGACAAUACAGGAAGAGACAAAGCAGCACCAAAUGAGAGCACAAUAUCAAGACCAAUUGGCUAGAAAGCGCUAUGAAGAGCAAUUGAUGCAGCAACAAAAGAUGAACGACGAGAAUCUGAGAAGACAAGAGGAAUCGGUAGCCAAGCAAGAAGCCAUGAGAAAAGCUACGAUAGAGCACGAGAUGGAAUUGAGGCAUAAGAACGAGAUGAGAAAAUUGGAGGCGGAAUUGAAAGCCAAAGCGAAGGUUGACAGAGAAAACCAGGAUCUCAAUUUAGAACAAAUUAGAUUAAAAGCUUCGGAAAAGAGAAUUACUGUUUUAGAGUCGAUAAAAACAGCUGGCUCAGUAUUAGGCUCGGGUGCCAAAGCUUUACUGGAAGAUUGGGACAAGAUUCUUGCGGCAGCAGGUGGCCUGUCUCUCGUAGCCUUCGGAAUAUACACUGCCAAGGGCUCGACUAGCGUGGCAACGCGUUACAUCGAGUCUCGUUUAGGAAAACCAUCGUUGGUGCGGGAGACUUCGAGAUUUACAUUCCUCGAUACCGUUCGGCAUCCCAUUCAAGCGGUUAAAAAGCUAAAGAGCAAACAGACUGACGCACUAUCCGGCGUGAUCCUGGCACCAAAGCUCGAGGAGAGAUUACGUGAUGUUGCGAUAGCCACGAAGAACACAAAAUAUAAUCGCGGCAUGUACAGGAACAUACUGAUGCAUGGUCCACCGGGUACCGGCAAGACAAUGUUUGCGAAGAAGCUGGCAGAACACUCGGGCAUGGACUAUGCAAUCGUGACGGGUGGUGAUCUGGCGCCAUUGGGAAGAGACGGCGUAACUGCCAUUCACAAGGUGUUUGAUUGGGCAUUGACAUCUCGCAAGGGAUUGCUGUUGUUCAUCGAUGAGGCGGAUGCGUUCCUGAGAAAACGCUCGAGCGAGCACAUUUCGGAAGAUCUUCGAGCAAUGUUGAACGCAUUUUUAUACAGAACCGGUGAACAGAGCAAUAAAUUUAUGCUGGUGCUAGCAUCAAAUACACCGGAACAGUUUGAUUGGGCGGUGAAUGAUCGACUGGACGAGAUGGUGGAGUUCCGUCUUCCGGGUCGUGAGGAGCGCGAGCGUUUGGUCCGCCUCUAUUUUGACAAAUUUGUUCUCCAACCGGCGAUCGAGGGUAACAAAAGAUUGAAAAUUGCGCAGUUUGACUACAGUUCGCUGUGCAGUAAAAUGGCCGAUCUGACAGAGGGAAUGUCUGGUCGAGAGUUGGCGAAACUCGGAGUCACCUGGCAAGCGGCAGCUUAUGCCUCGGAGGAUGGUGUUUUAACAGAAAAAAUGGUUAUGGACAGGUGUCUCGAAGCCAUUAAACAGCAUAAGCAGAAGGUACAAUGGCAGAGCGAACAGGAGAAGCAGGAGUCGAAGUCGAUAUAUGCCACGGAAGACGAUGCAGUCAUUCGCUCAAAAACUCCAGCGAUAGAGUCGUGUCCUGGAAACACGAUAGCCCCAGCUUAGAUAAUUACAAGAGUGUAACUGUUGAUAAUCUUUGAUAGUCGGGCUAAUGGAUAGUGCUAAGGAUGGGGAAGAGUACAAAUACCGCUCGAAAAAGGAUUAUUCCGAUUUGCGAUUUUUGUAUUUAUCAUAAUGCGCAAGCAAGUUCGCAGGGCUCAACGAGUCGUAAAUGUCACUUGUUACAAAUGUACAUUUAUUAGGAUAAUUAAAUCAUAAUUCUACUAUGGCGUUUUAUCAUCUUCCGUAAUUUACUUCUUUCCCUCUGUGACAUGAAAGUGCAGCGAUCGAUUGUAAAUUAAACGAUAAUUUUUUUGGAGUAAUGAAGAAGUAAAAUCGUUAAUUUAUUAAUAUUUAUUGUAGAAAAAAU
Trachymyrmex septentrionalis is the source of this 2343-nucleotide messenger RNA. RefSeq names its product ATPase family AAA domain-containing protein 3 (gene bor). The transcript is spliced from 4 exons. Gene Ontology annotation, cellular component: mitochondrion. Gene Ontology annotation, biological process: mitochondrion organization. Gene Ontology annotation, molecular function: ATP binding; zinc ion binding; ATP hydrolysis activity. The coding region runs from base 126 to 1979 and encodes 617 amino acids. NCBI's taxonomy places the organism in Eukaryota, Metazoa, Arthropoda, Insecta, Hymenoptera, Formicidae. The record is from RefSeq and is a predicted model, not a curated record.